ACCUCCACCGUCCAGUAAGCAUUCGCCUUCCGCACAUAGUUUGAUUCAGAGCGCUGAGGGGUAAAGAGACUAGCUUCUUUCUGAAAAGAGAUUAUCGUUUUGUUUUUUGUUGUAAUAUUACGAGCUAGACCAGGUACUCGCACUGUAAAUAUGAAUAGGAAUAUGUUGACGAUGAACCGCACUACGACGAGUAUAGUUAGCUCGUUAACCCCUUAUUGUCAAAAUGGAGGCUUGGAGAAUGGCAGUUGGAACGGCAAGGAAGGCUGGACCGUAAAGCUUGCGGACGAACUGGACAACUAUUCGGAUGAAGUAGAUAACGUUAGUCGCCAGCCGGCUUCUAAAAAUGUAAACAAGAGUAAGCUAACGUUGAAAAACUGGCCUUCGGUGAGUUCUAACGAGGACGGGUCCCUGCCUUCUUCCCCAGACUCGCCGUCGGAGUGCAUGACAUUGGCAGAGUACAAGGGGGGACUGGGACGCGACACACAGGAACUACUGGGACAUUUCUUUCGGAUUUACACCGGACUGAGUCCUCCCGGGCGAAGCAGGAGCAAGGCUUUGUCGACACUCAAGCGAGUGGUCAGCGAUGUCAUUACAAAGCAUCAGAUCGCAUACAAUGGAAUGAUCCAGAGGCUGUGUCUGGACGAGCGGGAUGACGACAUGUCGUUCGUGGCCACGGUGGCGGAGAACCUGUUCAGCGACGGCAGCACAAACUGGGGCCGCAUCGUCAGCUUGGUGGCGUUCGGGGCCACGGUGUGCCAGCACCUGAAGGAGGCGGGUCGGGAGGGCUGCGUGGACCAGGUGGGGGUGCAGAUCUCCAGCUACCUCCUCAAUCACAAGAAAGACUGGCUGCUGAGCAACAAUGGAUGGGACGGGUUCGUGGAGGUCUUUCACGUGGAGGACCCGGAGUCCGUGGUGAGGAACGCCCUCAUGGCGUUCGCGGGCGUGGCCGGGCUGGGGGCCGGGCUGGCCUACCUGAUCAGGUGAAAGGCCGUGGGACAAGCGUGAUGCCUGUCAGCACAUGAUGUCCGCGUCUGCCCGUUUAAGGGCCCGAGCUCGGUCUCUGGAGCCCCCCCCCCCGCGCGCGGGCGGGUUUGGGGGGGGGGGGGUGUCGGGAAAGCUGAUGCGGGCCACCCGCCGGUCGCCUGACCAAUCCACGCCGGCUGUGGUUGCGCCGCGUAGAAAAGCGAGAACACCAACGUCCACGUGCGUCCACGCUGACGUCCGAGAACGCUGUGAAGCCAACGCCGCGCCCCCACCCCCCCCCCCCACACUCCUCCUCCUCCUCCUCUUCCUCCCAGCUGGAAUUCUGGCACCGGACAUUUGGAAGUUUCAACUUGAAAAGUGGUUGCUUGUCUUUGAUUUAAUGGCGUGUGUGCGUAAAUAUAUAUUUUUUUAUUGAAGUUAUUUUUGACAGAACGUGUGUGACGUGCUCCAUAGCACAUUAGAGGUGCCUCAUGACUUAACAACCACUUUUUUUGUUUUUAUUUUUUAAUUUUUUCUCUCCAGUCAUUUUGUAAAUACCUGCAAAAUCUUUUUUUUAUAUUUUUUUGCAUUUUACUUGCCUCUGUUGUUCCGACCGGCUGGUGGAAACGAUGCCUAGAAUAAAAACAUAGCAUCAAACCUG
Molecule: messenger RNA, 1624 nt
Organism: Conger conger (European conger)
Lineage: Eukaryota; Metazoa; Chordata; Actinopteri; Anguilliformes; Congridae
Product: induced myeloid leukemia cell differentiation protein Mcl-1-like
Exons: 3
Coding region: 151-984 (277 amino acids)
Biological process (GO): mitochondrial fusion; positive regulation of apoptotic process; release of cytochrome c from mitochondria
Cellular component (GO): mitochondrial outer membrane
Molecular function (GO): channel activity; protein homodimerization activity; protein heterodimerization activity
Source: RefSeq, a predicted model, not a curated record